AUGUCCGACAGCAACGAAGCACCGCCCACCACCAUCACGCUCCACCCUCCCAUCACCACCAACACCACCACGGGCACCACGCCCGCGCAGCCGCCUCCCACGCCCGCCUGGCUGCAGGGCAAAUGGCACGUCACGCACAGCACGCUGCCCAUGUGGCGGUCGAAGCGCAACGUCACCAUCACCUACACUGCGCUGCCCGACGGCGCCAAGAUCGACGACCUGGUCGAGUACCAGGCGCUGGACGGCUCCGACAAGGUCAAAUCCGUGCACGGCGUCGACACGCCCGCCGCCGACUGCGCCGGCUGGGCUUGGGACUGGCGCGGCAAGGGCUGGCUCGUCAUCGCCAGCAGCCGCUGGGAGGCGCUCGGCUACGGCGACGAGGACGGCGAGGGCGAGAGGCAGUGGGCCGUCACGUAUUUCGCAAAGACGCUGUUUACGCCCGCCGGACUCGACUUGUACAGCCGGCAUCCGGACGGCUUGAGGCCGCGGACCGUCGAGGCGAUCAAGGAGGCGCUGGCGCGUGUCGACGACGAGGACGUGCGGAGAUUGGCUGGCGGCUUGUUUGAGGUCAAGAUGGAUGGCUCGCGGAAGGAUUAA
This is a messenger RNA of Lasiodiplodia theobromae, 597 nucleotides long. RefSeq names its product Histidinolphosphatase-like protein. Lineage: Eukaryota; Fungi; Ascomycota; Dothideomycetes; Botryosphaeriales; Botryosphaeriaceae. The transcript has a single exon. The record is from RefSeq and is a predicted model, not a curated record. Bases 1 to 597 code for a protein of 198 amino acids.